GACAUAUGCGCCUCGACUAUGCAGGUUUCACUUCAAACUCCGAUGCGAUGGCGUUCCGUGCUGCUUAAGGCGUCAGUGAAAGCAAAACGCUGGCGGACUCCGUCCUUCUGCGGUAAAGUCCGUCCACCACCCUCGAAUAAUCCCCACCUUCACUGCCUUCCAAUUUUUCGUAACAUAAAAACACUCGAAUACCGUCUUGGUUCUUCCGAUCGGGUUUACCAGUGACGCCUCUUGCUCACUCACACAGACUCAUCAUGGUCAAACUUACUCUACUCACCAUAGUCCUCGCUGUGGUUUCAACCUGCCUAGCCAAGCUCCCUACCCACAAAAUUCGCGGUGUGAACCUCGGAUCCCUCUUCAUCAUCGAACCGUGGAUGUCCAGCAACACUUGGAAGUCUAUGGGCUGCGGCGAUACCAAAUCAGAAUGGGACUGCGUUGCAUCUCUUGGGCAAGAGAAAGCAGAUGCCGCGUUUCAGAAGCACUGGAACACCUUCAUUACCGCCAGUGACUUCGAAAAGAUGAAGGCCUACGGGCUCAACACCGUCCGCAUCCCCAUCGGCCACUGGUUCGUCGAAGAGACCAUCGAUCCCGGCGAGAACUGGCCCCGCGGCGGUAUGAAAUAUCUCGACGCCGUCGCCGCCCUCGCAGCUUCGCACAACAUCAGCGUGAUCUUGGAUCUCCACGGCGCCCCAGGCGCGCAGGUCCCAAACAACGCCUUCACCGGCCGCACAACCGAACCCGCUGCUUUCUACUCCCCCCAUAACUACGCCCGCGCAUACACCUUCCUCCGCAACAUAACAACCCGCAUCCACACCCUCCCCGCCUACAAAACCACAAUCAUGCUCGAACUCCUCAACGAGCCUGCCCCCGCCCACCCCAGCCUGGCAACCACCUUCUACCCCACCGCGUACGCCGUAAUCCGCGCCGCGGAAGCCUCCCUCGGCGUCCCGAGCCACCGCGCCCUGGCGCUGCAGAUGAUGGACUCGACCUGGGGCGCCGGCAACCCGCGACAGGCGAUGCCGCACGACGCAUUCGGCCUCGCGUUCGACAACCACCGCUACCUGACCUACUCCCCGACCCCGGCGGAGAAGGACGCGUACCUGCGCGCCUCGUGUGGUGACUCGUUUGCGUCGCAGGGCGAGACGCCGCUCGUGAUCGGGGAGUGGAGUCUCGCUAUCAAGCAGGAGAAGGAGUGGAGCGAUGAGUUCUCGCCGCUCAGAAAGGAGAAUCAGGAGUGGUAUCGGCAGUGGUGGGGAGCGCAGGUGCAGGCGUAUGAGAGGCAGAAGGGAUGGGUGUUUUGGAGCUGGAAGACGGAGCUGGGUGGUGAUUGGCGGUGGAGUUAUUCGGCGGCGGUGGAGGCGGGUAUCAUUCCUAAGGAUCUUGGGAAGGCGAAGGACCUUGCAAAGUGCUGA
Boeremia exigua is the source of this 1412-nucleotide messenger RNA. Its product is annotated as putative glucan endo-1,6-beta-glucosidase B. Gene Ontology annotation, biological process: glucan catabolic process. Gene Ontology annotation, cellular component: cell surface; extracellular region. The transcript is spliced from 2 exons. Bases 255 to 1412 code for a protein of 385 amino acids. The record is from RefSeq and is a predicted model, not a curated record. Lineage: Eukaryota; Fungi; Ascomycota; Dothideomycetes; Pleosporales; Didymellaceae. Gene Ontology annotation, molecular function: beta-glucosidase activity.